Molecule: messenger RNA, 1143 nt
Organism: Besnoitia besnoiti
Lineage: Eukaryota; Apicomplexa; Conoidasida; Eucoccidiorida; Sarcocystidae
Exons: 3
Coding region: 1-1143 (380 amino acids)
Source: RefSeq, a predicted model, not a curated record
AUGGCCUCCUUCGCGCCCUCGGGCGCCGCGUCGCCGCGGAGCUCGCGCGUCCCUGCGAGCGGCGCGCUGGAGGAUCAUCUUCCUCCGCAUCAUCGGCGACAGAGCGGGUCAACGGACGCCCGCAGAGGCACCUCGCGGUUCGGCAGCCACGCCCACGGCACGGGCGCCUCCGUCCGCGGCGCGCCUCAUGGCAGUGCCUUUCCUUCCCACGCAGCUUCGCCUGCAGCCGCGUCCCUUGCGCGAGGCGACCCGCGCGAGGGCGGCUGUCGAGAGCGAGGCAGACGCGGCUGGCGGCCUUUCGGCGCGCGGCGCGGAGGCGGCAGAGGCGGCCGCGGCGCGCGCGGCGGGCGUCUCGAGGAAAGAGUAGUCGAAGCGAAGAUCUGCGUCGUGUGCGGCUCGAGCGAGGACGUGAAGUACAAGCUGCCUUGCUGCAGAGGCCUCUUCUGCUCGGCGGCCUGCUUCCGGCAGCACAGGCAGCAGCCUUCUUGCCGCCCACGCGAAGAUUUGCGGGCUGACACGCCCGCGGGAGAGAGCGAGGCGCCGCCGCACAGCGGCAACAAGCGUCUCAGGGAAGACGAGGAAGCGUCGCCUGCAGCCCUGCGCACAGCUGAGGCCGCCGGAGAACGCGGAGAAGGCCUUGGCGUGGCGAAGAGGCGGCGUGGGGAGGAGCACGCGCAGCACGCAGAAGAAGAAGAGGAGGGCGAAUGCGAAGAGGAGGAAGAUCCCACCGAGAGCGCAGCGACGCUGCAGCCCCUCGCGCGAGAUGCCGCGGAGGAUGAAGACGAGCAAGAGAUGGAAGACGACCAAGAGUCGCCGACGGCAGUGCGCUGGUUCCGCGACGGAGACGACGCGUUGGGCGAUGAGGAGCUGGACGGCGCGUUCGACGACCGACUCGAGGAGGCCGAGGAAGAGGAACACCUCGGAAGCGACGAGCUGUCUCUCCAGCAGAAAGAAGCGCUGCGGAGCAACGCGGAGCUUCGCGAGGCGUUUGAGAAGAGUUUGCGACUAAGAGAAGCGUUUGCAGACAUUGCCUCCGCCGCAGAUAAGACUGCGGCGCUCGCGAUCUACCUAAACGACGGCUGGUUUGAGUCGAUAUGCGAUCAAGUCAUGAAUGUCAUUCAAGAGGAAGAUGAAGGACACUGA